AUGGCAUUCAUCAUUAUACGUACGCCAGCCGGCUGUCAUUCACCAUUCAUAACUUUAAAUGCGCUACAUUAUGUAAUAUUCAAUAUUUUACGUGAAAAUACGUGUGGUUACUCAUGGAAUGUAUCUUGUUAUAGUUUUCAGCGACCGCUAAGAUGAUGGUCAGUGGUUAGGAACUAACAUGGAAACGGAAAGUAAUACACUGUUGAAUCAGCUUCGGCUCAAACAUGAGAAUCACCCGAAUACUUUAAGUCACCUCACCAGUGAGAACAGCGACGGUCUGAAGAUAAAGUUACGAGCAUUAUUGGUCGCGCUUCUCGGAGUGUCGAUGUCCGCAUGUGCCUUCGCGUCGCAGCCGGUCGAGCUUGAGCUGGACGACGACGAUGUUGCGCAGAAACUCAACAAUGUCAGCUUUGCGAGGCGGAUCACGAAGCCGACCAUUCGUCUCGUGAUGGGUUAUGGAAAGCUCAGCGCGUUCGUCACCGCAAUAACCUCACUGCUGUUACUAGUUGCUGUCAUGUCCAAGCUACCGGCGGCAGAGGGAACGGCGGCUCAUCUCGCGGCGCGUCGGUCCCGGCGCUGCGCGCGGUGUCGGCGGGCGGCGCGCAGUGCGGGUGAAACAAAUCAGUCGUGGUGGCGUCGCGGCGCUCGCUGGCUGGCCGCGCCGGCGCUGCUGGUCGCCGCGCUGGAGGUCGCGUCGGACACCAGCGACGCAAUGCUAGCUGCCGCGCUGCGAGGGUCCGCUGAACCGGCCAGGGUGGCAGCUCAAACAGCUGCUGCCGCCCUACUCAUUACCGUUGAAAUACUAGUCUGGUACUUUAUAGCAAAAUUCUUCGAGUAUAAUCCCCCGCCUUCAGCCGAAGAUCGUGAGAAAGACAAUCUAAUCAGAUCACUGCCGCAGUAACACAAUAAUGUAACAAGUUUAAAAUAUAUCCACAUGCUUAUUUUGUAUCUACAUAUAAAUCCCAUUGAACGAAUCACGUUUUUGAUUUUCCCAUUCCCCAAAUUAUCAUUAAAAUACAAUACGUAUGCACGA
Molecule: messenger RNA, 1033 nt
Organism: Trichoplusia ni (cabbage looper)
Lineage: Eukaryota; Metazoa; Arthropoda; Insecta; Lepidoptera; Noctuidae
Exons: 6
Coding region: 179-901 (240 amino acids)
Source: RefSeq, a predicted model, not a curated record